AUGAGCGCUUCUAGGUUCAUCAAGUGUGUUACUGUUGGGGAUGGAGCUGUGGGUAAAACUUGUUUGCUAAUUUCCUACACAAGCAAUACCUUCCCCACUGAUUACGUGCCAACUGUCUUCGACAAUUUCAGUGCAAAUGUGGUUGUGAAUGGAAGCACUGUUAAUCUGGGUUUGUGGGAUACUGCAGGACAAGAGGAUUAUAACAGAUUAAGACCUUUGAGUUAUCGUGGUGCCGACGUUUUCAUUCUGGCUUUCUCCCUCAUUAGCAAGGCCAGUUAUGAAAAUGUUUCCAAAAAGUGGAUUCCAGAGUUGAAGCAUUAUGCACCUGGUGUUCCCAUUGUUCUGGUUGGCACUAAGCUUGAUCUUCGGGAUGACAAGCAGUUCUUUGUUGACCAUCCUGGUGCUGUGCCCAUUACCACUGCUCAGGGAGAAGAGCUUAGGAAGCUGAUCAAUGCACCUGCUUAUAUUGAAUGCAGUUCGAAAUCACAGCAGAAUGUGAAAGCAGUCUUUGAUGCAGCCAUAAGAGUUGUCCUUCAACCACCAAAGCAAAAGAAAAAGAAGAAUAAAGCACAAAAGGCCUGUUCGAUAUUGUGA
Messenger RNA from Lathyrus sativus (Indian pea), 594 nucleotides. The record is from the annotation of a GenBank genome assembly. Lineage: Eukaryota; Viridiplantae; Streptophyta; Magnoliopsida; Fabales; Fabaceae.